Messenger RNA from Fusarium odoratissimum NRRL 54006, 699 nucleotides. RefSeq lists its product as uncharacterized. NCBI's taxonomy places the organism in Eukaryota, Fungi, Ascomycota, Sordariomycetes, Hypocreales, Nectriaceae. The coding region runs from base 1 to 699 and encodes 232 amino acids. The record is from RefSeq and is a predicted model, not a curated record. The transcript is spliced from 7 exons.
AUGCCAUUCCUUACGUUCAAACUUAUCCACAACGGACCGGAUGGUGCGAUCAUGAUGCAGACCCGUGAUAUAUCUACUUUGCAUCAAGGCUAUUCCAGCAAUCUCAAGGUUGGGACUAUGAAUACACGGAUUUCCUAUUAUGAAGGAUUAUACGCCAAGGCUUCAAAACUGGUGCCUAGUUCAACGAGUAACAUAUGCACCGUAAGUGAUCGCCGCUACAAACCUGUGUCAGAAUACUUGAUGGGAAUUACUCCGCCAGCAGGAAGACAACACGAGACCCGUAAGAUCAAAGAUCUGCGAUCCGAUCAACCGAGUUUAUCUAGUAAUUUACGGGUAGUCGCCGCCGUAAUGCCCGUCAAGGACCGGACUGCUACCCACGGCUAUGCGGAACGAGAUAUUACGCAUCACCUUUCACUCUCUAUCCGAAAUGGAGUUUACACGAACGAUGCGGUGAAGGGAAGUGCUCAUGCAGCCGUUCAUACAUAUCAGUCGAACAUGCAAGGCAGAUGCAUGGCCAAGAGUCGGUCCGCCUCCGUUGGCGAAGGAGUUUUGCUUGAGUGUAACCUCCGAAUAUGCACAGCAGGGGACUCUGGGACCUGGUUAUCUGGAACUCUCGAAUUCAUCCCAGUAACUUCGUUGAGAGUCUUCGACCACAUGACCAUUGGCGAGUGGCAUGAGUCAAAGAGCGACGGCUGCUAA